Messenger RNA from Prunus armeniaca (apricot), 1254 nucleotides. NCBI's taxonomy places the organism in Eukaryota, Viridiplantae, Streptophyta, Magnoliopsida, Rosales, Rosaceae. The record is from the annotation of a GenBank genome assembly.
AUGGGGAUGAAAGUAGCAUACCCACCCCCAUUUCAACCCAUUGGCAUCCCUAAUACAGUUCUCGAAUUAAUAGUGAAGCAUCAGGUUUCAGCUUCAUACCUCAAUAGAAUCACGCUCCCUGUAUCGAAGUCUCUGUCUUCAACCCCAAUCCCUCUCGAAAACCCGCUCACUUUUGUGUCUUAUCAGCAUCAUCUUCCUCAUUUGAAGAUGAAGAAGAAGAGGGCAAGUCAUGCCAUCCAUUCGAAACCAGUUCUGGAUCUGAAGUCUAUUAUUCAUCAGAAUUCUCAGUUCUUCGACAAGUUAGUUGAGCUCAUCCCUGCCAGGUUCUAUCUACCCAUUGACGAUGAUGAGAAGCCGUGGUUUCAGGGUCUCAGCAAGUCUGCCAAAGCUUCGGCAAAGAAGGAAUCAAAGGAAAACAUUAAGAAAGCUCGAAGACAACGAUUGGAUCCAGAGAAGUCUUCUACGACAACCCUUGAUUUGCUAAAACAAAGUUUGGAAAAGAAGUCGAGCGAUGAGAGUGACAGUGAUGAAAUAGAGGUUAAACCUGUGGUGGCUGGUCUAGAAGAUGAUGACCGGUCAGUGACAUAUGAAGAACUCCAGCAUCGUCUUCGUUGUAAGAUCGAGGAGUUUCGGGCUGGUCGGCACUGUGAAGGUUCAGAGAGAGCAAGGAAGAGGAUCGAGAGACAUGGGAGAUAUGAGAAGAAAGGAGCUGACCCGAAGAAACGGAAGAGAGAAACUGCAUCUGAUGGAAAGAAAUCUACUAGUGAUGAUUCAGUGAGGGAAGAUGCUGCAGAGGCUUCGAAGGAGCUCACAUUCGGUCAUGUCAAACUUGGGAAUGAAGAUGAGCUGGGGAAGAAGAAUAAGAAGAGAAAAUUGUCAAAGUUGCAGGAGCUUGAGAGGGCAAAACAGUUGGAAGAAGCCAAGAAAGAUCCCGAGAAAGGUGAGAUAAUCGCAAAGAAGCAUUCUUGGAAAGCAGCAACAAGUAGAGCUGCUGGGAUCAAGGUUCAUGAUGAUCCAAAGUUGUUGAAGCAAAGCCUUCACAAGGAGAAGAAGAAGCACCAGAAGAAUGCCGAGAAGUGGAAGGGAAGGGUUGAAACCACAGAGAAGAUGAAAGCAGACAAACAGAAGAAGAGAUCAGAUAACAUAUCACAGAAGAAGCAAGAGAAGAAAAUGCGGAAGAUUGCGAAAAGAGAGAAAAAACUCAUGCGGCCAGGUUUUGAAGGUCGCAAAGAAGGUUUUAUCACUCAAGGUUAA